Messenger RNA from Linum tenue, 1140 nucleotides. NCBI's taxonomy places the organism in Eukaryota, Viridiplantae, Streptophyta, Magnoliopsida, Malpighiales, Linaceae. The record is from the annotation of a GenBank genome assembly.
AUGUCCAACAGAUCAGUCGACGAAGAUGGCCGCCCGAUGCGAACUGGGACGUGGGUGACGGCGAGCGCCCACAUCAUCACGGCGGUGAUUGGGUCAGGGGUUCUGUCCCUGGCUGGGGCAAUCGCCCAGCUGGGUUGGGUGGCCGGACCGGCGGUUCUCGUCAUCUUUUCUCUCAUCAUCCUUUUCACCUCCACCCUGCUCGCCGACGCCUACCGCCAUCCGGACCCGGUCACGGGCCAGCGCAACUACACCUACAUGGACGCGGUCCGGGCCCAUUUAGGUGGGCUCAGGGUCCGGCUUUGCGGCGUGGCCCAGUACACGAACCUGGUCGGCGUCACUGUCGGUUACACCAUCACGGCGUCCAUCAGCAUGGCGACGGUUCGAAAAUGGAGUUGUUUCCACGAGGAGGACGAGUGCCACGUGUCCACGACGCCGUACAUGAUCAUCUUUGGCGGCAUCCAGCUCAUCCUUUGCCAGGUGCCCAACUUCCACAAGUUGUCGUGGCUCUCCAUCCUAGCCGCCGUCAUGUCCUUCGCCUAUUCCUUUAUUGGCUUGGGUCUCUCCAUAGCCAAACUUGUUACAGGAGUUGAGGCGAAAACGACGACGUCGGCGACGGUGUCGGAGGUACAGAGAUUCUGGAGGAUUUGCCAAGCGAUCGGCGACAUUGCCUUCGCGUAUGCCUACUCCACGGUCCUGAUCGAGAUCCAGGUGUUUGCGCAGCCGAUUUUCAGCUUGGUGGAGUCCAGCUGUCGUCAGAGGUGGCCAGAGGUCAAGUUCGUGACGACGGACCACCAGAUCACCAUUCCGUUUCUGGGUGGCACGAGCUUCCAGGUCAACUGGUUCAGAGUGGUUUGGAGGUCCGCUUUUGUGGCAGUGACGACCGUCUUGGCCACCGUCCUCCCGUUCUUCAACGUCUUGCUGGCCCUCAUCGGUGCAGCUUCUUUUUGGCCUUUGACCGUCUACUUUCCGAUCGAGAUGUAUAUUGCUCGAGCGAAAGUUUCCAAGUUCUCUUUCUCCCGGAUGUGCCUGCAAGCCUUGAGCUUGAUCUGUCUGCUGGUUUCACUCGUCGCAGCAGCUGGAUCAGUCGCGGGUCUGAUACAAUCUCUCAAAACAUACCGCCCUUUUAAGAAUGAAGUAUAA